AUGUACUCUUCGGUCGAGCCCGAUCUGCCUUAUGACAAUGGGUAUCUUAUACCGCCGCCAAACCAGUCAGAAAACGGUCAAGUUUUCGACGGCAGAGAAGACGCGGAAGCAUCAAGAGUUGUGGACGCUGCCAGCGAUUCGCUCUUUAACAAAGAAAAGCAAGCCAAGGCUGCGCUAAAAGAGCAGCGAAACCAAACCAGCGCGGCCAAGCAGAUGGGCAAAUCGGUCACCAUUUCGCAGACGGAUACCGGACUCCAUAUUGGCGGCGUGUACUGGACUGCGCCCGCUGAUGACAACACUAUCCCUUCAUCUCCAGCCGAGAUUAAUACGUGUAUCGAUACACUCACAAAGGCGAUACAAAAUAGGGAAAAUUGUAGAGAAAAGACUACAACAGGCCAGCAUCGGAACCGUUGGCUAGCGGGAUCCACCUAUUACACUGAGGACCAGUUCAAGGCAGCGGCUCGCGAUCUCGUACUUGCCAUGGUCGAAAUCCACACGAACGGGUGGACCAAGACCAUUUACGACAAGGGUGAGCGUGAGAACUGUCAAGUAACGAUGUUUUACACUUUCGAAGAUCGUUUCGAAGCUCUUCGGGAGCUUCUUCACUGCUCAAAGACGACGUGUCAGGACAUUCUGAAGGGUACCCGAUUUUAUACUAUCAUCGGAAACCCCCGUACCCUUACCUCCCGCACGGCGACCAACAAAACUGCCAACGCGCACAAGGCCGGCCUGAUCGCAAAAGGCAAAGUGACUACCGAUAGCGAGGAGCACCAGGCCAAAUCGUCGUACUCCAGCCUUGAAGAACGUUCUGACAAGGAACAUCUUCCAGAGCCCACGAAGUCUCUUCAACCGCGAAAACCCUCCAACGGCAAGAAACAGACUCAUGAAGAUAUCCUCCAGCCAGAGGGUGAAGCGAGUGUUGAUGUUUCCCGCCCAAAGGUGGCUGCCAAGAAGCGGCGCAAGGCGUGA
Alternaria alternata is the source of this 969-nucleotide messenger RNA. RefSeq lists its product as hypothetical. NCBI's taxonomy places the organism in Eukaryota, Fungi, Ascomycota, Dothideomycetes, Pleosporales, Pleosporaceae. The transcript is spliced from 3 exons. The coding region runs from base 1 to 969 and encodes 322 amino acids. The record is from RefSeq and is a predicted model, not a curated record.